GCGUCGCUGCCAUUUUAAGUUGUUUGUUCUGGAUUCUCCUCUCAAACGCGACUCUGCCGGGACCCGGGAGGCUCCGAGGCCUUCGCCGCUUCCGCAGCCACCGGUGGCGGGGAACGAGACUGUGCCGCUGCGGACGCUCGCCAUCCGCUUGGCUUUCCGCGUCCUUAUCUCAGAGACGCACUUUCCUGAGAGCCGGAGCCGACGUGGGGAAGGAGGACUCGAAAGCAGAUGCUUGAACUGAAAUAACUUUAUUUCGGGGUUGACUUGGCUGACAGACCCCCUUAGCUUAGGGCUUCCUUCCCCCGCUGCCGGGACCAGCAUCCUCCUCCUUUUCCUCCUUUCUCUUUCUCGCCGCUGCCCCCGUCCUCCCUCCGCCCCGGGGCGCCGAGCCAGACUAUGGGUCCCAGGCGGGGGCUGCGUGGCGGAAGCAGCGCGGGCGGCCCGGUCCCAGUGCGCACCGUAGCGGGGAUGGGGGGGCUCAGUUGGCUGGUGGUGUUCUCUUGACAUGGCUCCUGCCCGAGCCGCGAGCAGCGCCCCCACCGCCGCCGCCGCCUCUUCCGCCGCCGCCACCGCUCCGCCAGCGGGCUGCGGCUAGAGGGCCCGCCCCACCCGAGUCGGUCCGCGAUCCCGGCCUCCGUGGACAGGGAGGGGACUCCCCGCCUCCCAUCCGCCCCUCGGGAAUCCCACUAACGACCCCACCCUAAACCAUCCAAACUCGGGAAACAUGGUCUGUUCAACGUGAGAGAGCUAAUCCGGAACCCGGGAACUUCCAUUUCUUUUGUUGGGGGGGGUGGGAUGGGCAUACUUUAAAAAGUAAUAUUAACACAACUGUUUUCUUUUUUUCCCCACUGAUCCUUCCCAUUUACCCCAUCUCGCCUACUCUACCCGGGCGGGAAUUGUUUCCACGAUGAAAUGAGUGAAAACCUGAGUGAUCCUGUGUCUCCCGUGGUGCGAGUGAGUCGCUGCCGCUGAAGGCAAAGGGUGGGGGUGGGACCUGGUGGGUGGAAGGCAGGUGGUCCCCGGGCACUGCCUGGAUUUGGGAGAAGAACCUGCCACCUUUGCCUCAGCAAUGCCCACGGAAAGAUAAACUCCCCACUGUCUGGAACGGGGGCAAAUUCAUAGGGAAGGCUCCCCUGGGGAAUAUAGGACUCCUCGCGGGGUUAGUGGUGUUGGGAUCCCUAAUCAGGUCUGACCACAGAGCCGGAAUAGUUAUUAUAUUGUGUUAUAUACUCCCCUUUCUCUCUGCCAUCAUGAUUCUCCUUGGCAGCAGCAUUAGCAGCUACCUGAGGGUCAAAAUGUGGGUGAUGGGGAAGUUGGUAAUGACUCCGCUGUUUUUUCUCAUGGCUCCUUUGGGCAACAGCUGCCCGCCCCCGGUAUACACUGUAGUUGAUUGCAGGGAAACCCUGAACCUCUCCCCUUCUUUCUCUACCGAUUUUGCACUUUUCUCUUUGCUCACCACCAAGUGUAAUCAAUAACAAGCACUGACAAUACAUAGCAAUAGUGAAACCUGAAAUAACUAAGAAUUAAUUAGGUACUACAGCCAUGGAUCUGGCUGGGUAAAAUCCAAUUGGAUAUUUCAGUUUCAUUCACUUUCCCUGUUUUGGUGGGGAUUUGUGUUUUUUUCCUCCUUUUUUUUAAAUUUGGAAAGCAAGGCUCACACUCCUCCCUGCCCUGUUCUUUUUCAUAAUCCCUUUUCUAAAAAGGGAAAAAUCUGGAUGGGUUUUAAGGAUUGGGCUGGUGUCAGCUGUGUUUUAUUGCACACCUAAAUCCUGGUAAUAGGCUUUUCAUUUCCCCCCAAGCCUUUAUUUUGGCAGUUACGCCAAAUGUGUUUUCUGAAAAGUUAGUUCAGUAUUUUCUCAGUUUAUUGCCUUCUUCCCCUUCCUUUUCCCCCACCCAACCCCAAACAUUAUUGUCCAAACAUGACUGGACAGCGGCUUUUGUUUCUUGACCCUGUCAUAUGAUAGUCUGCUAAUAUUGCCAGAAGGUGCAGUUUUUGGGUUACAGUCGUGAUUUUAGCUAUUCAAUCAUAUUAGCAGGAAAAAAAAUGACUUGUUUCUGUUGUACUUGAGUCUUAAGAAAAAGUACCCAUAGUUUAGUGACAAUUUCCAAAGGCUUUAGUACCACCUGUAUUUCAAAAUGGGGGACCCAAACUCCCGGAAGAAACAAGCUCUGAACAGACUACGUGCUCAGCUUAGAAAGAAAAAAGAAUCUCUAGCUGACCAGUUUGACUUCAAGAUGUAUAUUGCCUUUGUAUUCAAGGAGAAGAAGAAAAAAUCAGCACUUUUUGAAGUGUCUGAGGUUAUACCAGUCAUGACAAAUAAUUAUGAAGAAAAUAUCCUGAAAGGUGUGCGAGAUUCUAGCUAUUCCUUGGAAAGUUCCAUAGAGCUUUUACAGAAGGAUGUGGUACAGCUCCAUGCUCCUCGAUACCAGUCUAUGAGAAGGGAUGUAAUUGGCUGUACUCAGGAGAUGGAUUUCAUUCUUUGGCCUCGGAAUGAUAUUGAAAAAAUUGUCUGUCUCCUGUUUUCUAGGUGGAAGGAAUCUGAUGAGCCAUUUAGGCCUGUUCAGGCUAAAUUUGAGUUUCAUCACGGUGACUAUGAAAAACAGUUUCUGCAUGUACUGAGCCGCAAGGACAAGACUGGAAUUGUUGUCAACAAUCCUAACCAGUCAGUGUUUCUCUUCAUUGACAGACAGCACUUGCAGACUCCAAAAAACAAAGCUACAAUCUUCAAGUUAUGCAGCAUCUGCCUCUACCUGCCACAGGAACAACUUACCCACUGGGCAGUUGGCACCAUAGAGGAUCACCUCCAUCCUUAUAUGCCAGAAUAGAGUACUGACCAGCAAAAUGGAGACGAUCAGAGUGCAGCAGCAAUUAUUUUCUUGUUUUCUUACCACUUUAUUCUUUCAGAGUUUAAAGAAAAUGGACUCAUGCACAGAACACUAUGCAUUUUGAAACUUGUUCAUCCUGGAUUUUUUUUUUAAAAAUCAUUUGUAUCUCAGAACUUUAAAAAAAAAUUAGAUGUCUUCUGCAUGGACUGUGUGAAAGAAGAUGCUUUGUAUCUUUGCUGCACUGCAUCAGCAUCUUAUAAAAAUGUGAAGUGAAAGGACUAUGUACACUGAAAUGCUUAAAUGUAUCCGAAAGCACAAGGUGAUACUCAUUUUUGAUGGUCUUUCCAUUUGUGCUGGCUUUUGCCUCUUGACAUCUGUCAUCAGUAUUUAGAGGGUGAGACGUGAAAGUAACAGGUAUAAAUAACAUUUUAAGAAACUUAAUAGCUUUGCUAUAAUCACCGUUGUUCCAGGGCACUGUCAGAUUCAUUCUAAUAAGUGGUUUAAAAAAAAAUAAAACCACGGGAAAGAAAUCUUAAAUGAAAAAAGCAUCUCAUUGUAGGCAUUCUUGCCUCAUUUUACUGGGCCACGUUUGUUUCCUGGUACUCAUAAAUAUAUGUAUUUUAUUUCCAGAUCUCUUUCCUCAAGUUGCUGUCAUAAAAGAGUAUUCUGCUGGGUGUUGAUACAGUUUAGACCCAUUAAAGCAGAUCUGGAGUCUGAAAUAGCUAAAGCAGCUAUAAAACUGAGAAAUACAUUCAUAGCUGCUGAAACCAUGAUAGGUAGAGGACUUUCCUUUUUGGUUUUUGUUUUCUGGUUUUAAAGAGAUUUUUAUUACAAAGAAAAAAAAUUCCAGUGAAUUGUGCAGAAAUACUGGUUUCUACACCAUCCUAAAGAAAAACUUAGGGGUUUUUUGGAGUAGAAAAAAGUCAUUAAAGUUGGAAUCUUAAAUUGUAAAAACAACCAUUGAGAGUCAAAGUUCUAAAAGCAGAACUCACUUUGUGCAAUGAACAUAAGGAAAGACUACUGUAUAGUUGUUGUUUUUUUCCUUUUAAAUGAAGAAAAGCUUUGCUUAAGGGUUGCAUACUUUCAUUGGAGUAAAUCUGAAUGAUCCUCCUUUGGAGUAAAACUUAGUGCUUACCGGUUUCCAAUUGUAUUUAGUUUCUGGUUGGAAUUUGAAAAAAUGAAAACCUAAAUAAAAUAGGUUUAUGUUCCCUGACUAUCCAGGUGAAUACACAAAA
This is a messenger RNA of Hipposideros armiger (great roundleaf bat), 4061 nucleotides long. It is a transcript of the gene CUNH6orf62, whose product is annotated as chromosome unknown C6orf62 homolog. The record is from RefSeq and is a predicted model, not a curated record. The transcript has 5 exons. The coding region runs from base 2137 to 2826 and encodes 229 amino acids. Lineage: Eukaryota; Metazoa; Chordata; Mammalia; Chiroptera; Hipposideridae.